AGCAGAUGAGCUCCAUCACAAUCAAACCUCACAUUUGAUGAUAUCUCACAGACCUUCAGGGACCGAAUGAGGAGGAUGGUCAGAUCUAUCGUUCCCCUGUUGUCUUUCUCGUCUCAAGACUCAUGCGCCCGGCUCUUCUUCGAUUACUGAAGAGGCCGUCAGCUCUUUCGGUUCUCGACUCCCUGAUCUCAGCGCCCGCCGGAGUGGAACAAUUGGAGCUUAGACGCGAUCAAAGAUGCCUGCGAUGUUUUUCAAGAAGUGCUCGACAAAAGCAGCCCACUUAUACUGUCCAUCCAGAAAAUACCGCUUCCAGCGAAUAUCCCUCUCAGUCAACAAGGCGAACACCGAGCUUCCGAAUCCACAAUAUCAAAGCUCCGAAGACGCAAGCAGAGCACUGCGUUGAAUCUGGUGAACAACAGGUUGCUGCGAAUAAGGGUCUAUCGCUAUUUCGAAUACAAACAGAAAAGCUAGAAUUCGAGUCGGAUAUUGGGCAUACACGCGACAUUGGAACUCGUCUCGUGGACGACCCGCUUUAUCGGAAUGAUUUCGAUCUUUGGGUUGAGCUAUUACGCUAUCGUCAGCGGCACUAUGGAGAUCUAGGAACAAUGGUCAUUUGGGAGGCUCUGACAGAUCGCUUGGACGAUGUGCAACUCCCGGUGGAUGGAGACGUGGCCGAAUUUCUCUGGCAAAGCUUUAUCAACGUCGGUUUCAAGCGAAAUGUCGUGAUGGCUGAGCUGGCUGAGUAUGCACGUGAACUUUGGGAUAGAAGCGGGAAACGGUGGCCCAAAUUCUACGAAAGCGUCGUUGGCGGUUUCAUCGAACGCGGGAUGAUCCAUGAGGCUGAGGCAUGGCACCGAAAACUUCGAGAUCCGCACCUCGCAUGUCCGAAUGACAUCCUGCGCGUUCUCAGACCGGGGAUCCCUGUUCAACAGUCUACUCGUGCAGCAGCUGGUCUGAAAAGCCCUGACGCUCAGGGCUUUCUACCCAGCCUAUCGGCGUUUCGCAAUGUUUGCCGGUCGAUACAAGGUCACCAGAUCUAUGUUCCCACAAUAUCUGCCCUGCUUCAGCAUGGUCUUCCUGCACAAGAAAUGGUACUUAUGCACUUAUUCUUGGUCGGCAAAGGCGACCAUCCCCGGUCCUACAGAGAAAUAGAGCCAUUGAUUCACAGUGCCGAAAAGCGUGGUCUACAAUCAUUUCGGCAGAAGCUAAGGGCCUAUGUCAAUAGUCGAUUUCCCGGUGAGACUGAGAAAGUUGAGAUCAAAGACUCCGAGAUCGAGGACUCUCAACAAGAUCUUUUGCAUGAAGAGAAACCCGUCAAGGACGAAAUUGGCGCACGCAUCUUUGCUACGGACGCGCUGAAAUUUGAGCUCAUUCUCUCCGGGCUGAAGAUGUUUGGCGCUACCUCGAUUGGGCCGCAGUCUCUACGAGAAUUAGCAUUAAGAGCGCAUGGCAGCCGUGAUAUAUUGGAGAAACUCCGACUUCUACAGGAAGCCGGUGUUUCCAUCGGAGACUCAGUUUUCUCUCGCCUUGUCCGCAAACUGGCUACGGAAAAUCGGGGUAUUGUUUUGGCAGACUUACUCCGAAGUGACCAGCAUCCUGACGUGCUCGAAGAUGCGCGUAUCCAAGAAUCACUAUUAUUGGCUUACUACCUUAGUCAUGACUGGCGGCUCUACAAUUUGACCCUGGUUAUCCUAGGCGAGAUAGUCGAUGAAGGUUCUGAUAUGUUCAAUAUUCAUUUUCGGAAACACAUGGCCGCUGGUGAGUGGGCUUUGGCGUCAAAAGUGGUCGAUGAAUUAGCUUUACGUGGAAAGCCCCUCACAACAAGAAGCAUCGACUUUAUGAUCAGACAUGCUUUGACGCCACGACGGCCUGGGAAUGGACCGGUGCGAACUUCAGAUCGGUCACCAAAAACCGAGGUUCUGUUCGUCUUGCGUGUGCUACAGCGCAUCAUCCCCUUGGGUGCGAUCGUAAGUUCCAGGCUCUGGAUUGAGCUAAUCAAAAGAUUGGGCCAGACAGAUUGCUGGAUUGAACUCCGGAGGUGUUGCCUUUGGCUGGCUAAUCAAUACUCUCCCUCCGUGCCGCAGAAGAACACACCUAUGGACAUCGUAUCAUCAACCAGUGCAGCACAAACUGGCCUUGCUCCUUCAAACUCGGGACAAGAUCCUCACAUUCUCCGGACAAUAUUCAACCGUCAGCUCCAAGAAGCCCUCGUACAUUGGGGGUUCCGAAAGCGAGUCUCCUCAAAAUUCUAUCGCUGCAACCCAAACCAAUUGAUUCCAUGGGUAAGGGGUCUCGCCCUUCUACGUGAAUUGGAGCGCAGCGGGGUUGAUCUUCAGACAAGCUGCAUCAGGCGCGCGUGUCGGCACCGACUCGCUAUUGUCUUUGGACGGAAUCGACGGUCUAGCCGCCCUAUGAAUCGCAUGUUGCGACGAGAAAAUCCUUAUUCUCUGGAGAAGGUAUUUGGCGACAUCAGCCGUGUCUGGGGGGUGCCAUCAUUGUUCGGGGGCCGAGAGUACAUCGAUGUAUUUCGACUCAUUAAUCCACCGAGCUCCAAGAUGUCGUACCGCAGGACACGUAAAACCCUCUGGCGGGAGAGAACACUGCGGGGACCGGCUUUCAUCCAAAGCCGAUCAUAA
Messenger RNA from Aspergillus saccharolyticus JOP 1030-1, 2636 nucleotides. RefSeq lists its product as uncharacterized. Lineage: Eukaryota; Fungi; Ascomycota; Eurotiomycetes; Eurotiales; Aspergillaceae. The transcript is spliced from 2 exons. Bases 123 to 2636 code for a protein of 837 amino acids. The record is from RefSeq and is a predicted model, not a curated record.